Messenger RNA from Sphaerodactylus townsendi, 2351 nucleotides. It is a transcript of the gene TSPAN5, whose product is annotated as tetraspanin 5. NCBI's taxonomy places the organism in Eukaryota, Metazoa, Chordata, Lepidosauria, Squamata, Sphaerodactylidae. The transcript has 8 exons. The coding region runs from base 467 to 1273 and encodes 268 amino acids. The record is from RefSeq and is a predicted model, not a curated record. Gene Ontology annotation, biological process: regulation of vascular endothelial growth factor signaling pathway; protein localization to plasma membrane; protein maturation. Gene Ontology annotation, cellular component: membrane.
GCUGGGUGGGGAGAGCGCGGCUCCUGCGGGGACCAGCCUGCGCUGCAAGCGGCAUCUCCUCCGGGCAGCAUCCAGCCGCCAGCCGGGCCGGAGAGAGCGGGGAGGCAGGCAGGCAGGGAGAGGCGGAGAAAGACGGGGAGGCGGCUCGUGCUAUCCCGCUGCAGCGCAGCCUCCUCCUCCUCCUCGAUGUGCGGAGGCAGGAGGAGGAGGAGGUGGCGGCGGGAGCUGCAGCUGCGUCUCCGGCGCUCGCUGCCCGCACGCUCCGGGCAGCCGUGAACCGAGAGGGCUGCCGAGCUCGGUUGCUGCCUCUGUGCUGCGCCCGCCCGCCCGCCCAGCCAGCCGACUUGCCUGCCUGAGCCUCCUGCAUCCCUGCAUUUGCUGCUGCUGCAGAGGCUUUUCUGCCCCCCCCUUCUCUUCAACCCCCCCAACUCUGGCUGCAAGUAAAGUGUCUUCAUGAGCCCCAAGGAUGUCCGGCAAGCAUUACAAGGGCCCCGAAGUCAGCUGUUGCAUCAAAUAUUUCAUAUUUGGCUUCAAUGUCAUUUUCUGGUUUCUAGGCAUAGCAUUUCUUGGAAUUGGACUGUGGGCCUGGAAUGAAAAAGGAGUUCUGUCCAACAUCUCCUCCAUCACGGACUUGGGCGGCUUUGAUCCGGUUUGGCUUUUUGUCGUGGUGGGGGGAGUUAUGUUCAUCUUGGGCUUCGCGGGAUGCAUCGGGGCGCUGCGAGAGAACACAUUUCUUCUCAAGUUUUUCUCAGUAUUCUUGGGAAUCAUUUUCUUCCUGGAGCUCACGGCUGGUGUUCUGGCCUUCGUCUUUAAAGACUGGAUCAAAGACCAGCUGUAUUUCUUUAUCAACAACAACAUCCGGGCAUACAGAGAUGACAUUGAUUUGCAAAAUCUCAUAGACUUUACGCAAGAAUAUUGGCAGUGCUGUGGGGCUUUUCAGGCAGAUGACUGGAACCUCAACAUCUACUUCAACUGCACAGACUCCAAUGCCAGCCGAGAGCGCUGUGGAGUGCCCUUUUCUUGCUGCACUAAAGAUCCUGCUGAAGAUGUCAUUAAUACUCAGUGUGGUUAUGAUGCCCGGCAAAAACCGGAAGUUGACCAACAGAUUGUUAUCUAUACAAAAGGUUGCGUCCCCCAGUUUGAGAAAUGGCUACAGGAGAACUUGACUAUAGUAGCCGGCAUAUUCAUUGGAAUUGCAUUACUCCAGAUAUUUGGGAUAUGUCUAGCUCAGAACCUAGUUAGUGAUAUAGAAGCUGUCAGAGCGAGCUGGUGAACUCACUGAUACAAGCAGCACAAGACACUGGACCAUCUCAGCUCUCCAAACCUCCAACUGGAAUGCCCAGUGGACACCAAGCAGCAUAGAAACAUGAUGGGGAAGCCCAGGUGGUUGUAACUUUAUCGGGCCCUUGUUUAUUCCAAGGGAAGCAGCUACAGCCACCAACUCACUGACAAACUUUCUCAAGCCUCCAGUCCGAAAUUUUUUGAGCCGUGAAUCUCUACUGUAUUGUUGACUCGAGUCCCAGGUGGAAGCUCCUCCUUCCUUUUUGUGGCAAAUGGUCUGUGUUGAUGGGACCUCAACCACCACAACCGAGUUUAGUGGGUUUGCUCUUUGUCCUCCGUGACGCAAGUUUGUCUGUGGCUGCCAUCGGCAAGGCAAUUUUCCUCUUCAGUGCGCUCCAAAGGAAUGGUGUGUUUUCAGCAGACAAAGAGGCUUCAAAGUCCUUCUGGAAGAAACCCAUCAAACAGAAAACCGCUUUCUACUCCUUGGCUGCCUCACUUGAAAGCAAGAAAUAAUCACUUUUCCUCCGGAGCGUCAAGAUCUGCCUUGCAGUGCCCUCUGUUGGGGGCCAAGAAUUUCUCAUCCUCUUGCAGCCCUUUUCUAGGAAGACAAAUGAAUGUGAGGCUUAAAGGCAACGAACUUUGUGAAAAAGGUGGUUGCGACCACUUAUUAUAACUUUUAACAGAUGGCCGUGUAUAAAGAAUGUGAAUGGUGACGUUUUGGACCAACUUUGUAAUAAAGAGAACGAGAAAUAUGGUGAACUUAAAAGGAAACACAUCACAGUAUACCAAAUUUUAUGGGUAAAAGUAUGGAUUUUGUGGAAGUACAUUUAUUUGGUAUAGUCUUUGGUCUUUCAUUGUUGUGGUAGACACAGUUGGACAAAUGUAUAAUGUCCCCCCCCCCCCCCCCCGAUUCCUCCUUAAGUGGAACUUUUGCUCCCGUUCUUUUCUUGCAUGUGGUUGCCUUUAAUCUUUGGAAUCCGUUCAGUGAGGCUUCUUUUUGUAUCUGUGUUUCUAAGUAGGCUUCCAAUUCUAACUUGCUUAUUUAUUUGACUAAAAGUGGCUGAAAUGGC